Oryza brachyantha (malo sina) is the source of this 1333-nucleotide messenger RNA. Its product is annotated as glucan endo-1,3-beta-glucosidase 4. The record is from RefSeq and is a predicted model, not a curated record. The coding region runs from base 455 to 1165 and encodes 236 amino acids. The transcript has 6 exons. NCBI's taxonomy places the organism in Eukaryota, Viridiplantae, Streptophyta, Magnoliopsida, Poales, Poaceae.
CCACAAUCACAACAGGAAAGAAAAUCCGUUAAUUUUUUUUUGUCACCCAACUACUCUGCGUUCCUCUGAAGUCUGAAACAUUACACCAUCUCCUCUCUCUCUCACACACACUAUCUCUCUACCCCAUAUCAUCUCUUGGCAGUAUUAGCCUAUACUUAUUUCUUCUAAUCUGUUGUCGGAGCAAAAUAUCAGCCUAAUUACUCUCCUGUUGCUAUACACCUAGUGCCAAUAAAAGGCAGGGCAAGACCACAUAUCCAGGUUUUCUUGCUAGGGUCUGCUCAUAUCCCACGAAUUCAGGGUUCAGGCUUCACAAAUUCGAGCUCUGUCCACAAGAAAGAAAGAAAGAAAGAAAGAAAGAAAGAAAGAAGAGAGGAGAUUGUUCUUGGCAGCUGGAACAAAUCAGUAACUUGGUGGUGAAGGGUGGGAAUAUGCAAUUUUGGUCUGAAAGCAUCAUAUGCUGUAUUGCAGUAAGUCGAUCGUGGAGGGUUCUUGGAGCAGUACAAUGUUGGCCCAAAGAUGGGAAAGAUGCAGCAUUCUUCUGCUCGUCUUUCUCCUCUCAAAUGCAUACGGGAGUCUUCUUGAGAGCAGCAGCAGCAGCAGCACCGACGCCGAGGCGAUCGGUUCAGAGAGCGCCCCGGCGUCGGAGGCGGCCGGCGGCGAGGGCAAGAGGCGGUCGCUGGCGACGGGGCUGUUCUGCGUGGCGCUGCAGAACGCCGACCCGGCGGCGCUGCAGGAGGGGCUGAACUGGGCGUGCGGCCAGGGGCACGCCAACUGCGCGGCGAUCCAGCCGGGAGGGCCGUGCUACAAGCAGAACAACCUGCCGGCGCUGGCGUCCUACGCCUACAACGACUACUACCAGCGCAACGCCGGCUCCGGCGCCACCUGCAGCUUCAACGGCACCGCCACCACCACCGCCGCCGAUCCCAGUUCAGGGCAGUGCGUCUUCUCAGGAAGCUCCAUGGCGGGAGGCACCACGCCGGCGGCGAACGCGCCCUCCACCGUCGGCCCGUUCACGCCGGGGUUCGGUAACGGGUCGUCGCCGUCGACCUUCGGAAGCCCGGGCACCAGCCCCCUGACCCCCUUCGACGGCGCCGUCAGCGCCAUGUCCGGCGCUCGCCGGGCGCUGCUGCUGGCGUCGCCGGUCGUCUUCUUCCUCCUCCUCUGAUCAACACCAGUAGCUGGUCCAUGUAAAUUAUGCAUAUGGCAUUCGUUAUAAUUGUAAUUUACUCGCUAGAAGAGAAGUCAGUCACCUUGGCGUAUUUUGUUCCUGAAAUUUACUUGUGCUGCUGUAUAUGUCAGUUGUCAGAUUGAACCCUGAAACUAUUUUAGACCA